Messenger RNA from Zingiber officinale, 1479 nucleotides. Its product is annotated as cytokinin dehydrogenase 6-like. The coding region runs from base 1 to 1479 and encodes 492 amino acids. Gene Ontology annotation, biological process: cytokinin metabolic process. The transcript is spliced from 4 exons. Gene Ontology annotation, molecular function: FAD binding; cytokinin dehydrogenase activity. The record is from RefSeq and is a predicted model, not a curated record. Lineage: Eukaryota; Viridiplantae; Streptophyta; Magnoliopsida; Zingiberales; Zingiberaceae.
AUGGCUGCCGGAACCUCAUCGUGGCUCGACAACAUCGCACCCGAGAUCGCAAGCAAGCUCCAUUCCGACGGCGAAGCCGUCGCCCGAUUCGCCACCGACUACGGCGGCAUCAUCAGUGCCGCGCCUCCGGCGGCCGUGCUCCGACCCUCUUCGCCGGAGGACAUCGCGGCGCUCAUCCGUUGCGCGAACCGCGCUGACUCCCCGUUCUCCGUCGCUGCCCGCGGCAACGGGCACUCCACCCACGGGCAGGCCUUCGCGCCCGGCGGCGUGGCCAUCGACAUGGCUGAGCUCCGCGGCGUAGGGAAGCGGAUCCGUGUGUCGGCGGAGGAGUCCUACGUCGACGCCGGCGGGGAGCAGCUCUGGAUCGACGUGCUGGAAGAGACGCUGAGGCACGGAAUGUCGAUGAGGUCGUGGGUGGACUACUUAUAUUUGACGGUCGGCGGCACGCUGUCAAACGCCGGUGUCGGCGGCAUGGUUUUCCAGCACGGGCCGAUGGUCUCCAGCGUGCUCGAGUUAGACGUCAUCACCGGAAAGGGUGAGAUGGUAACGUGCUCUCCGGAGUUGCACUCAGACUUAUUCAACGGAGUCCUCGGCGGACUCGGCCAGUUGGGCGUCAUCACCCGAGCUCGGAUCAGUCUCCGCCCAACGCCGGCGAAGGUCCGAUGGCUGAGGCUGUUCUACACCGACUUCGACAGCUUGACAAGUGACCAAGAGUUCCUGAUCUCGCUGAGAGACAAAAUCGGGUUCGACUACGUGGAGGGGCAGGUCCUCCUGAACCACCAGCAAGUCGACGACCCCAACUUCUUCUCGAUCGAAGAAGCCGAGAGAAUCAACCAGCUCACUGCCGAGUUCAACGCAAUGUACCUCUUGGAAGUAGCCGUGUUCUUCGACUCUACGUCCUUGGUGGAUCAGAAAGUCGAGGGCUUGCUGCAACGGCUGAGCUUUGUCCCUGGCUUUGCCUUCAGUAAGGACGUGAGCCAUUUUGAAUUCCUGAACAGAGUCUACACCGAGGAGGAACAUAGAAAAAGCUCCAUGGCGGUCGACCCCAGCAAAAUCCGCCAUCCAUGGCUCAAUCUCUUCGUGCCCAAGUCUAGAAUCCGAGACUUUCAGACUGGAGCCGAAGGGAUCCUCCAAAACAUUAACCCUACAGGCGUUGUAUUACUCUACCCCAUGAACAGGAAUAGGUGGAAUGAGAACAUGACUGUCGUAGUCCCUGAUGAGGAGGUCUUCUAUAGUGUAGAGUUUCUUUGGACUUCGACAGAGGAGGACUGGAAGAACCUUGAGGCCGGUAACAAUGAAAUAUUAGGGUUUUGCCAUCGACAGGGCGUCCAAGCAAAGCAGUAUUUAGCUCAUUAUAAAUCGCGAACCGAUUGGAUGGAACACUUUGGAGAAGUUAAGUGGAAAAGGUUUAUGCAGUUGAAGCAGACAUAUGACCCAAAGGCACUACUGUCACCAGAACAACAUAUAUUUACUAAUUAA